This is a messenger RNA of Drosophila simulans, 520 nucleotides long. RefSeq lists its product as uncharacterized. The record is from RefSeq and is a predicted model, not a curated record. NCBI's taxonomy places the organism in Eukaryota, Metazoa, Arthropoda, Insecta, Diptera, Drosophilidae.
UCAUGGCUUGGGUGCCCACGUCACGGUUCGAGCACGAUCUGGUGCAGUUGGAGCCGGACUUCAAUAUGGUCCGUGGACAGAUCGCCUAUGAACUGAGGAAGAAAGAGAAACUCUCAGGAACCGUUCCCAUUCAUACCUAUGAGCAUUUGGAAGCCCGCGAAGAUCUGCUUGGAUAUGGGACGCCGGGUGGAAGGGGGCGAGAGAUUCGUCAAAGUCUGCAAAUGAUGGAGACGAUUCAGAGAGUAGCUGGCACCAAGCCGCUGGGCGUGCACGCCACAAUGGAGGAUUGGGAGGACACCGCAACGGCGGAGAGGGAGGCGAUUGCCAUCACCCGGAGCUUCGGAAGAUUGUCCGUUAGACAGAACUCACCGGCCCUCCAACCGCAUAGCUUACCUGCGGUUGCUCAAAUUGAAAGCCAGCGAUUUCCUCUGAUCACAGAUCGCGAGUUUCCACAGAAGAUUCGUAGACCAAAGGAUCUUCCUGGUCAUAUAUAAAAAUAAAACUACAAUUACAAAUCGUU